Molecule: messenger RNA, 886 nt
Organism: Phyllotreta striolata
Lineage: Eukaryota; Metazoa; Arthropoda; Insecta; Coleoptera; Chrysomelidae
Source: the annotation of a GenBank genome assembly
AAUUUUUAAUUUCUUAUAACCUCAAUAACUGUACUACUGUACAGUGUAUAUUUUUAUUUUAAUAAUAUAUUAACAAAUAGUAAACAAAGUUUAUAAUGUCGCUAGAGAAAGGACGGUUCAAAGAGAUUCCCAAAGAUGCUGUAAUAUUAACUAAACCACAAGCUAUAACGUACCAGUAUAAAAUAUUAAAUAAUUGGCCGCAUUUUUCAGAUGUAUGGGGUUUUAAGUACAGUAGAUACCUAUUAGCUAUGUCAACAACAUUCUCUAGUAUGUAUAUCAACAAUUAUUUUAGGACUAAAUUCAGACUAUUGAAUUACGGUCGUCUUUCUUCGUAUCUACCAAUUUGUGUAGUUCCUGCUGCAAUGUCAGUUCUAGUGCACACAGACUUUGUUACCAGCGAACUUGUUGUCGGAGGUAAUGAUACAUGUCCAGUCUGUCUUCAAACUAGAGCAGCUGCUUUACAAACGGCUGUUGGAUUUCUCAUACCGUUUGCUUUAGCACCUACAAUGGGAUUAUCACUAGUGCAUCGAUUUCACACAAUUGAUAUGCCGUACAUAAGUAAGGAGCCUAAGAAAGUUUUUAAAAUCAUCGGAGGUCAUUUUGCUAGGAUUAAAAAUGCAUCGUUUGGUUUUUUUUUGGGACAUGCUUUACUAGCGAGUAUUGUAACACUAUUGGAGAGCAAUUCUGUCCAUAAAGUAAAUAUGAGCUUAAUAGAAUCCAUUGAACAAGUCCAAUCAGCAAAACGUUAAUUAAUGUUGUAAUGUUAUACUAAUAUUGUAAAAUAUUAUUCAGUCUAAAAAAUGGUACAAUUCAUGAAAAAAUUAUUUUUCAUUUUAAAUUCGAGUUGUUUCAAUAUUGACAUAAGACCUUCAGAUAUUGUAUGUAG